Molecule: messenger RNA, 1722 nt
Organism: Fusarium fujikuroi IMI 58289
Lineage: Eukaryota; Fungi; Ascomycota; Sordariomycetes; Hypocreales; Nectriaceae
Product: related to MFS drug efflux pump
Exons: 6
Coding region: 1-1722 (573 amino acids)
Biological process (GO): transmembrane transport
Molecular function (GO): transmembrane transporter activity
Source: RefSeq, a predicted model, not a curated record
AUGACCAAGUCCCAAGAAGACGAUCAUUCCACCCCCUCCUCGGAGCAGGUUGAGAAAGCUGAACACGGUGGCACUCCGCCCCUCGACGUCAACUACAACACCCAUGCCGUCAAGGGAGAUGAUUCUGAUGGAGUUGUUGAUUGGACUUGGCGCCAUGCCGUCGCCUCCAUCUCUCUUGCUGGGCUCUACGUAGGCGCCCAGAUUCCGCUUUACUUUGUGGGUGGCUCCCUCACCUACAUCGUGAAAGACAUCGGAUCGUCUGAAAAGUCCUCGUGGCUGCCCAUCGCAAACACACUGACCAUUGCCGUCGUGGCCCCCUUUGUCGGCUAUCUCCAAGAUCUGUUCGGCCGUCGCUACAUCUCUCUCGCGGGCGGCGUGACCAUCCUUAUCGGAGUCAUUCUCGUUGGCACAACGCACACUUUUGGCCAGGCGGUUGUUGGCAUGUCUCUUGCCGGUGCUGGAGCUGCCGUCGGUGAACUCACUGCUCUUGCUGGCAUUGCGGAACUUGUCCCUGUGAAGAAACGCGGUUUCUACCUUGCGCUGGUGACCUUUUUCGUUAUUCCAUUUGUUCCGUACGUCAUGUACGGCCAGAUCUUGAGCGCCUAUCACACUUGGAGAUGGGGCAUGUGGAUUUCACUGAUAUACAACGGCAUAUGCCUCGCAGUGGUGGCCCUCACAUAUUUUCCGCAGUCUCAUAGAAGAGGUGAAGAACUACCCAAGAUGGAGAUUCUCAAGUCUAUCGAUUACGUCGGGGCUUUCCUGUCCAUUGUCGGCCUGACUCUCUUCCUCGUUGCUCUUCAGGCUGGUGGAUACUCACAUCCUUGGUCCUCCGCCUAUGUUCUAUCCCUUCUUCUCGUCGGCAUCGUUCUGAUCAUCACAUUUUGCGUCUGGGAAGCCAAGUUCGCAAAGUUUCCAAUGGUACCAGGCGACUUGUUCAAAGGGCAACGAGUCGUCGCAGUGGCCUUCCUUGUGGCCUUUGUCGGCGGCUUGAAUUUCUACUCGUCAAUCAACUUCUAUCCGCUUGAGGCGUUGACGGUGUUCGAUCCGGAACCUGUCCAGGUCGGCCUCAAGGGCUUGGCCUCUGGCCUCGGGAUCACCAUUGGCGCCACGGUCAUCAAUGGUGCACUUUCGUGGUUUAAAGGAAAUGCUAGAGAACUGCUCCUUUUCUCAUGCGUUAUGAUGACUGCCUUUGGGGGAGCCUUAGCCGCGGUGACCCCCGACACUCCCGCGUUGAUCUACAUCUUCGGCGUCUUUUCAGGCGUUGGAGUCGGCGGCGUCCUCGUUCCACCAGCAACCGUCGCAAUUACCGUUGCACCCGACGAACUGAUCGCCACAUGUGUCGCCCUGUCUCUGUCCAUCCGUGUCGUUGGAGGCUCUAUCGGUUACAGCAUCUACUACAACAUUUUCUACCACAAGCUCAAGUCCAAGCUCCCCUACGUCGUUGCCGACUACGCCAUUGCAGCAGGCCUACCAAUCACCUCGGCCACACAAUUCGUCACUGCCUACAUUUUGGAUCCUUCUGCCCUGGCGUCUGUCCCUGGCGUCACUCCUGAGAUACUGAAGGCUGCAGCUAUUGGCAGCCGCUGGGGAUAUGCAUACGCGCUGAAAUAUGUUUGGUUGACAAGCAUUGCUUUUGGCGUCUGUGCCAUUGUAGCAUGCGCCUUUAUUGGAAACACCAAGAAGUACAUGACUAACCGUAUUGCUGCUCGUAUUGCGCAUUGA